AUGGUCGUCGCAGCUCCUCUCAGUGCGGCAAUCUCCGAGCUUUUGCCAGCGCCCGGCGCUGGCGCGGGGCCGCGGCACCAAAGGCCUGCAAGGAAGCUUCAUUCCGCGCCCAGCUCGGAUGCCUUCGUCGGCAUGCGUCGCUGGCCCCUGCCCACCACCGGCGAGCCUCGUCUGGUGGUUCGGCCUCAGGUGCCGCGGAAGAUCUCCUCGCUGCCGGCGUUGACCACGGGCUUCGCUUACCGGUCAAGCAGGCCGAAGCUCGCAGGCCGAAUCAGAGCAGGUAGUGUGCCGCUGAACAUCCGCGGUAGACCGGUCGAGAAAGCCAAGGACUGGCCUGGCCUGCGAGGAAGGUCCGCGGAGCGUGCGGCAAAGGCCGCAGCCGCCGAUGCGACUGAAGAGCCGCAGGCGAGCCCCACCUCCGCCUUGGAGGCCCGGUUCCACGUUGACCUCCAGAGGGUCGCCGAGGAGGUGACGGAGGUCCGAAAGAGACAGCUCUCGACGCGGAAGCACUUGCAAGGCGUCCAGCUGGAACUUUCCACCUGCGAAGACGAGGCUGCCGCGGCUUUUAAGGAGCAGAUCGACAUCGUGAAAGCCGAGGUCAGCGGGGUGGUGGACGGCUUUCUGCAGGAGUGGGACGCGUUUCGGCCGGUGAGUGACCAGCUCGAGGCACUUGGGACAGAGGUUGACGGCCUCACAGACACGGACCAGCGCAUGAAAGAGGUCCUGGAACGGAUGUCGAGUAAGCUGGAUGCCUUCGACCAUACCCUGGGCCGCGACAUGCAGUACUGGGGCUAA
This is a messenger RNA of Symbiodinium sp. CCMP2592, 795 nucleotides long. The record is from the annotation of a GenBank genome assembly. Lineage: Eukaryota; Dinophyceae; Suessiales; Symbiodiniaceae.